AUGGCUUCCCUUCCUCCAAAUCAAACUACUGGUUACCACACCCGCUCAAUCAGCUUGCCUUUGAGAACUAACCAGUCGAUUCCCGACAUAGACAAUCAUCUGCGCAGAUUAACGUCCUCCGAGGCCACCACUUCAUCGUCUUCUUCUUUGGGUGACAAAUUGAUUGCCCUUGGAGAUCUGUAUGAGUGUGUUGACAGCAUGCUUCAGCUGCCACACACUCGCCAGUCAAUAGCCCGUGAGCACAACAAGGACUGGGUUGAAGAGCUGUUGAAUUCGUCUCUCUGCUUCUUGGACUUGAGCAGCACGGCUAAGGAUGUGCUGAUGCAGACCAAAGAGCAAGCGCAAGAGCUACAAUCGACCUCACGUCGCAAGAGAGGCAAUGAACAGGAGAUGGUCAAGGAAGCUGAGAAGUACUUGACCUCUAGGAUCCAGGCCAAAAAGGUAGCCAACAAGUCCCUGAGAGACUUAAAGAGCAAAUGCGCCUUUUCUUCCUUCAACAGCAAGACACCAGCCACAUUUAGAAUGCUAAGACAAGUUGAACUGGUCACUGUUGCGGUGUUCGAAUCCUUGUUUGCCUUCAUACGCGCAAAUAAAGCACUAUCAAAACAAUGUGUCCGGUCCUUGAUUUCGAAAUUGAUGAACUCCUCCAAGCGGGUCACUUGUGAUAAAGAAGCGACUGCGCUCAGUGAAGUUGAGAAGGUAGAUGAUGUAUUGCAAGCCUUCGUCAGCCGCAACAAUGGGAAAUCUAACAAUGUGCAGACCGAAGACAUUCAAAAUGAGCUGAGACAAUUAGAGCUAACCCUUCAAGAUCUUGGGGAACAGCUUGAAUUCAUUGCCCGACGGUUGAUCAGAACUAGAGCAUCAAUUCUCAAUAUCCUCAACCAUUAG
Molecule: messenger RNA, 888 nt
Organism: Syzygium oleosum
Lineage: Eukaryota; Viridiplantae; Streptophyta; Magnoliopsida; Myrtales; Myrtaceae
Exons: 1
Coding region: 1-888 (295 amino acids)
Biological process (GO): root development; shoot system development
Source: RefSeq, a predicted model, not a curated record